CAUACACUUCUGCAAUGACGUCAUCGACCACUCCAGGGUCUGAGUAAACGGAAGACGACGGCGUCAUUUCACCAUCGAGGCAUUUAAACAGAAAUCUCCACAGACGGAACAAAGCAGAACCCCCAAGAAAUGAUGUAGAAGGCGUAGCAUCCCGCAGCGAUGCUUUGAAGGGAGCUUCCUCAGGUGGUGACACCAGGAUUAUGAGCCAUGGAGUCAGGGGCAGCAGACACCCCAGUAACCCUGGUCAUCAAGACCCCCGACCAGAAGUAUGAGGACCGGACCAUCAACUGCUUCCUGAGCUGGACGGUAGAGAAGCUCAAGCGUCAUAUCGCCAACGUGUACCCCGGCAAGCCUCGGUCCAGAGAUCAGCGAUUGGUGUACCUGGGAAAUCUCCUGGAGGACCACCUCCGUCUCCGAGAUGUGCUGCGACAGCAUGACGAGUACCACGUGUUGCAUCUGGUGUGCAACUUUUGCACCUUGCCGGGCUCACCCGCACCCUGUAGUGCCUCCACGGUCAACGCCAGCAUUUCCAAAACUGCAAUCUCGACACUUCCUGACAUUCCCGCUGUCCCGGGAGGUCCAGAUGGGCUCAGGCAUCGAGGUGGCAUCCUCAACUUGAACCCUCGGAGACCUGCUGGCAUACCUCAAUGGCCUCAUGGAGGAGCUCAGAUGCCUUUGCAAAGUGGCCAGAUGUUGACGCCCAUGCAGAUGUUGUGGUGGCAGCAGAUGUAUGCGCGGUACUACUACAUGCAGUAUCAAGCUGUGGUGGCGGCCUCCGGGCCUCCCACCUUUCCAGCUGCCACCUCGCAGCCGCCGCCUCCCCGGCCCAACGAAACCGCGCGGCCCCCGCUGGAGCCCGUCCAGGCCGCCGACCCUCUGCCGGAGAACUUGGUGCCGCCUCCCGCGGCCGACGCCAACAUCCAGAUGAACGCGCAGGCCGGGGGGGGCGUGCUUAACGUGGACGAGCCGAACCGUGAUUGGCUGGACUGGCUGUACGCGCUGUUCCGAGUCUGCGUCCUGCUCAGCUUCGUCUACUUCUACUCCACCUUCGGCCGCUUCGUGGUGGUGGUGGGAGCCAUGAUGCUGGUCUACUUGCACCAGGUGGGCUGGUUUCCCUUCAGGACGCUGGAGCAGCAACAGCGGCCGCCGAACUUUCAGGAUCCUGAGCAAGCCCAAGCUUGGGAGGAAGCAGAGAUGCAACGGGGCGUACGGGAAUUGGAGCAGGUGAUGGACGACGGCACGGAGGAAGCCGAGCGAGAGGACCGCGGCUUGCUCGCCACGGCAUGGUCCUUCGUCAGCACCUUCUUCGCCUCGCUCGUUCCGGAGGGCUGGCCCCAACGACCACCCGAUUUACCCCCUGUGCUCCGUCCUCGUUAGUCCUUAACAAAGCUCAACCAGCCUGUAAACUAGUGAACCCAUGUUCAUUUUUAUUAAGGCUCCUCACUAAAGUCUGGCAAAGAACUUUUUGGAAAUACUAUCAUUAUAAUAGUAACAAUCAGUGAACGGAUGCAUAAAAACACAAAAGGGGAGUGAGCAGUCCUCUAGGGGGGAAAAGGUGAAUGUUUCACAAUGUGCAUCAUGAUGGUGUGGUUUGUCAAUUUAACAAUUUACACGCAAGAAUUUUGUUAGAAUUAAUGGCUAUACUUAUUCUUUUUUGGGGGAAUAAAAAGCUUUCCGUCUGUUCA
Molecule: messenger RNA, 1685 nt
Organism: Phycodurus eques (leafy seadragon)
Lineage: Eukaryota; Metazoa; Chordata; Actinopteri; Syngnathiformes; Syngnathidae
Gene: herpud2
Product: HERPUD family member 2
Exons: 9
Coding region: 208-1377 (389 amino acids)
Biological process (GO): endoplasmic reticulum unfolded protein response
Molecular function (GO): protein binding
Source: RefSeq, a predicted model, not a curated record